Molecule: messenger RNA, 1116 nt
Organism: Penicillium waksmanii
Lineage: Eukaryota; Fungi; Ascomycota; Eurotiomycetes; Eurotiales; Aspergillaceae
Gene: rgsB
Exons: 2
Coding region: 1-1116 (371 amino acids)
Biological process (GO): intracellular protein localization
Cellular component (GO): plasma membrane
Source: RefSeq, a predicted model, not a curated record
AUGGCCUCACCAGAUUCCUUUCUUGAUGUGGAGCAGCGAAACCGUCUGCCCACUCUCUUCGAAGUCCUCAGUCGCCGCACACUAGCACCCGUCGACCUCUUCUCCUUUUACAUUUACAUGCGAGACCAGCAGCGCUCGGUGGAUUACUUGGACUUCUGGUUGGACGUUUCACAGCACAUGUCCCUAUGCCGCCACUAUGUUCGGGAACUUCGGCGGUCCGUCCUUGUCGCAACGCCUGAUAUGGAGAGGGCCGACAGCAAGCGGUCAUCUGCGAUGUUGGAAAACCUGGAAAACCUGGGUGAUAUCCCUUUAGUGGAGGCUGGGCCUUCACGAUUACAGACCAACGAGAAGGACAGAGAUGCCGACCACCGCCUCUCUGCUUUCUUGCGCUCUGAAGGCGCUCCUUCCUCACAUUCGCCCCAGAACAGCAUUGGAUCUCAAUCAGCAUAUCGCACCCCAUCCAACGAUGUGCAACCCCGCCCCAGCGACGGUACCCGGAAUGAUGACUCGACCUCUCCUGGACACACUGUGGCUCGUAACGAUAUCCGUGCAAGUGCCGAAAAGAUUCUUUACACCUACCUUCUACCUGGCUCUGAGCGAGAAAUUAUCCUUCCCGAAACAAUGGUUUCCACCAUUAUCAACCUGAUCGAAGACGACAACCGUGACGAUCCCGAGGUAUUCGACCCCGCCAAGGAUUACGUCUUCCAAGCUAUGGAGCGUGAUGCAUUCCCAGGCUUCUUGCAGGCCAAGGCACUGGGAAAUCUCGUUCCUUUGAGCAUUAUCGCUCGUUUGGCCUUCGCCCUUAUCAGUUUCGGAGGUGGAUUCUGGGGUGCUUUUUAUGUGGUGCUCCGCAACAAGCCUCGCGGCAUUCGCUGCUGGGUUAUUCUCCCAUUUGCCGUGGCGGCCUACUUCAUUGUCUCCUAUCAGUACAAGAUAGAUCCCGCCAUGGCAUUCUUUGGCUAUAGCGAGUACACUUUCAUGAACUGGGCCCCGAUCCGCGAACCAUACGUCCGAAAGCUCCUCAACAAGCGCGCUCUGGUCACUGCGGCAAUCGCUUUCCUGAGCGCUGCUGCUUUGAGUAUUUUGUUCAUCUUCGUCCCUGGUACUAUGCUGUAA